CAGAAUCUCAGAUCAGUCGGCAGUCGUGUCGCAGCGUCGUACGAACGCACACGCGGAUCACGGGUUCUGGUGUUGUACGACCAAACGGCUGCAACAAUAUUUGUACGGCCGCCGCCAUUCGAAUCGAUUGCUCCGCGCGCGCGUUCCAUAACUUUUCUCGACUCUUCCCAGUCACAGGUCGCGGGGACUUUGCCUGUGACGACGAUGCCGGUGCGCGCUGCGUAGAAUCCUGCCGAGUGGAGCGCUCGACCGUUCCGCGUGCACGUGUGUGUGUACCGUAGUGCACCGCGUACGUACCGUUGCAGUCCGUCGCCGCAGCUGUGUGCAGAGUGCCGUCGUCCGAGAUAUUUAGACUACAAUCGCCAUGUCGGAAUAUAACGGCGAAGCCAAGUAUCGACCAAAACGGUAUCAGUCUAUUGGCAAGUUGUUCAAAAAACGUGUACCGAUCGUUUCUUGGCUACCCAAGUACGAUGCAGAUCAAGCUAUCAGUGACUUAGUCGCUGGGGUCACUGUUGGAUUAACAGUCAUGCCUCAAGGGUUGGCGUAUGCUACCCUCGCUGGUUUAGAACCGCAGUAUGGUUUGUAUUCUGCGUUUGCUGGAUGUAUUGUUUAUACAGUAUUUGGUAGUUGUAAGGACAUAACCAUUGGGCCUACAGCAUUAAUGUCACUUAUGACUUACCAACAAGUGGUAAAUAGAAACGCAGAUUAUGCAGUAUUAUUAUGUUUUUUGUCUGGUAUCUUACAAUUCAUUAUGGGAUCACUUAAACUAGGUGUAUUAAUUGACUUCAUUUCCAUCCCGGUAACCGUUGGUUUUACAUCAGCUACGUCUGUUAUCAUAGCAGUAUCUCAAUUAAAAGGUCUUCUUGGCUUGAAGUUUGAAUCAUCUAGCUUUUUAGAUUGUCUGCUGAAAGUAUACCAGAAUAUUUGUAACUACCGUGCCAAUGAUACAAUUCUAGGAGUUACAUCUAUCAUCAUACUACUCAUGCUUCGAAAAAUGAAAGACAUUAAAUUAUUAGGACCUAAUGGUAAGCCAUCCAACAAACAAAGAACAAUUAUGAAAGGGCUGUGGCUGCUCUCUAUAUCUAGAAAUGCUUUAAUUGUGGUUGCUUGUUCAAUAAUCUCAUAUUGGUGUUACAAACCAGAUUCAGAACCUUACGUGAUUUUAAUCGGGGAAGUAAGAUCUGGAUUACCACCGUUAAAAUUUCCACCGUUUGGAACUCAAAUAAAUGGUACAGCGGUUAGCUUCAUUAACAUGUGUUGGGAUCUCGGAUCUUCCAUUAUAUUAGUGCCGGUGAUUGCUGUUCUCGGAAACGUCGCUAUCGCUAAAGCAUUUGCAAGCGGAAACUCAGUUGACGCUACACAAGAACUCUAUUGUUUGGGCGUUUGCAAUUUACUGGGUUCGUUCGUUUCUUCGAUGCCGGUUACGGGAUCCUUUUCAAGAAGUGCAGUUAAUCAUGCUAGUGGAGUGCGAACACCUAUGGGUGGAAUGUACACUGGUAUACUCAUUAUUUUGUCGUUGAGUUUAUUGACGCCGUACUUUUUCUUCAUACCCAAAGCAGCCUUAGCAGCAGUCAUCAUCAGUGCUGUUAUUUUCAUGAUCGAAUACGAGAUCGUUAAACCUAUGUGGAAAUCAAGUAGAAAAGACUUGAUACCUACAUUUGCAACAUUUGUUUUAUGCCUGGCUAUUGGUGUCGAACUUGGAAUUUUAGUAGGUGUCACCAUAAAUAUCAUGCUCCUACUUAUCCCGUCAGCUAGACCGUUUUUGCACAUUGAAAUGAAAAAGUUAAGAACUGGCCUAGAUUAUUUACUAGUGACUCCAGAGAACAGCCUUUACUUUCCAGCUGUAGACUUUAUGCGAGCCAAAACGGAUCGAGCUGCUGUUAAAAUGGGACAGUCUAAACUUCCUGUCGUAGUUGAUUGUAAACAUAUACUUGAUGCAGAUUUUACAGCUGCUAAAGGUAUUGCUGGAUUGAUAAUGGACUUCAAGAGGCGAAAACAGCCAUUGUGUUUUUAUAAUCCUAGAAUAAGUGUAUUAGCUGUACUACAGGGUGUGUGUGUGGAUGAAAUCGUUCACUGUUUCACAUAUGACGAACUGGAACAAACUCUUAACGAUAUCAACUAUUCUGGGAAUCCAGCAGAAUUAAAAGACAUAGUACAUACAACAACCCAGCCGUCACACGAAACUCCGCUUUUAAAUAGAAGACAACAUUAAACACAAACUUACUUUAUAGUUGAAUAUUUUCCUGCAUGAUGAAUAAUUCUGUUGUAAUUUAAUUUAUACAGAAUCAUGAUAUAUGAGUGUUGUUUAGCUCAUACAUAAUGGAUCUAAUUUAAAUAUUUAUUUGUUUGUGAAAUUUGUGUAAACAUAUUGAAUAAUGAAAAUUUUUUUCAUCUGUACAAAUUUUGUUCACUCAUCAGAAUUUAGAAACUAAGGAAUCAUUUUUUAUUAAUAUUUUAUUAUUUUCAAUAAUUAUAAUUUAUUUAUAUAUUUUUCUAAUAUUAAUUUAUACAUUUGUUCGUUGUAGGUAGUAUACUUGUGUAGUUUAUAUAUGAAUGUAUGACAAUAUUUUUAUAAAUGAGAGGCAUGAAUAUUUUUUUAAGUUAAUUAAGUAAAAUAUUUCAAGAUAAUUUUUUUAACUGACUACCUAUUUAAGGUUUGGUUUUCAAAUAAUGUUGCAAAUGAAUUGUUUUUGUAGGUAUUCAUAUAAAAAAAUCAAUAUUUUAACUCAAUUUGAAGUAUAAUUUAAGUUUAAAAACUAUUAAUAUUGUU
Myzus persicae (green peach aphid) is the source of this 2770-nucleotide messenger RNA. RefSeq names its product sodium-independent sulfate anion transporter. The record is from RefSeq and is a predicted model, not a curated record. Gene Ontology annotation, molecular function: sulfate transmembrane transporter activity. The transcript is spliced from 12 exons. NCBI's taxonomy places the organism in Eukaryota, Metazoa, Arthropoda, Insecta, Hemiptera, Aphididae. Bases 365 to 2212 code for a protein of 615 amino acids. Gene Ontology annotation, cellular component: membrane. Gene Ontology annotation, biological process: transmembrane transport.